Molecule: messenger RNA, 1527 nt
Organism: Dendrobium catenatum
Lineage: Eukaryota; Viridiplantae; Streptophyta; Magnoliopsida; Asparagales; Orchidaceae
Product: UPF0496 protein 4
Exons: 2
Coding region: 167-1327 (386 amino acids)
Source: RefSeq, a predicted model, not a curated record
AUCCGGCAUUUUUAUCUGCAAUUAUUCCGCACUUCUCAUCCAAGAGUAAAGUUCGGUGAGCAUAAUCGCGAGAGUUUGGUGUGUUCUUCGGAGUUUGGGCAAGCGUGUUUCUCAUUAGCAGCGGCAGAUCGGCUUCUUUCCUCUUGGUGCAGGCUGUUGAAUCAAAAUGAGCAGCACAGAUGAUGGCCAUAAUUCCUACUUCCCUUUUGGAAAUUCUUUCAGGCUAAUAUUUUCAAGGAAAUCUCACAUUUCCCCCAAAUUCCUAGCCUUGCUGAAUGAUUUUGAGCUAAUGUUAGCUAGAAGCUUGAGAAGUCUUGAACCAAAGGAUUCAUCUGAAAUCUUUAGCCUUUCUUGGAUGAAAAAGGCUCUCGAGUCCUUAUCGCUAAUUCACACAAACAUCAAAGGUUUAAUUACUGAUCUUCAAUUUCCUCUCUCUGAUUGGGAUAAUAGUUGGAUGAAUGUGUACUUGGACGACAGCAUAAAAUUACUAGAUAUUUGCAUUGCUUUAAGCUCUGAGCUUUCUCGGUUCGAUCAAGGACAGCUCUUAUUACAAUAUGUUUUGCACAUAUUAGAUCCUUCAAUCAAUUUUCCAUCAUCUGAGCAACUAAAAAGAGCAGCUGAAUCUCAUCAUGAAUUGAUGUGGAGGUUCAAAUCGAGGAAUCCCAAGCUUGAACGCUGCCAUGACAUCUUACAGAAACUUGCAGAAAAGCUUUACAUUGGAAAGGUGAGGAGCUCAUCCAAAGGGAAGGUGCUAAUGAGAGCUCUUUAUGGAGUAAAGGUUGUAACCAUAUUUGUUUGCAGUAUUAUUAUAGCAGUAUUAUCCGGUUCUUCCAAGCCUUUAAUAGAAUUGAACGCUCCUGAGAAAUUCUUCUGGUCUAAGGCCUUUAAUGAGUUGCAAGUUACCAUACUCCCGGAGGUCAGGGCCCAUCUUUCAAGUGAGAAGGUGUCACUUUUGAAAGAGCUGGAAGCUCUGGACGUCUCUGCAGGCAGGUUACAUAACCUUAUAUGCAAAAAGCAAGAGAAAUUACAAUGUCAGUGUAAUGUUGUUGAUUCUGAAGAGUUUGCAGCAAUGGAGAAAUCAGCGGAGAAUGGGAACAGAGAAGAGGAAGUGAUAUUGUCACAGAAACUGUCUGAACAGGAGGAAAGAAAAAGAUUACAGGAAUCUGUUGCAGACUUGGCUGAAAGAGCAGAGAAGCUGUUUGAAGGUGUAGAUAUUCUGUCCAGUCGAGUUGAAGAUUUCUUCCAGAUUUUGAUGAAUGGUAGGGAUGCUUUACUUGCCAAUCUUAGAGUACUCGAUCAACCAGAAGAGAAAAAAGCUGUGAGUUGAUCAAAUUAUCUAUAUAUGUUUUCUUUAUAAGCAAGAUGUGUGUCUUAUCCAGUUGUUCUAUGUGGAAUUGGCCUGGUGAGAAUUUCUACCUCUUGCUAGUGUUGUUUGCUGGAACUUAUUUUAGUGGAAUUAUGAUAUUUGCAAAUCUGUCCUCCAAUGUUUUAGCUAAUUGUCCAAUGCUCAUAGGGAUCUGGUUUUUA